GCCGAGGAGGACACUGAGUGCUUGUUUUGUCACUGCCAGCAACACUGGAUGUUUUUUUUUUCUAUUGCUGGGAAUACUUGGAUUUUUUUUUUUUUGCUUAACUGGAUUUAUGAUUUGCGCGCUUGGAUACAAUUAUUAAUAACAACGCUGUAGUGGAAGCAAACACACACACAUAUAUAUAUAUAUAUACACACACACACACAUAUAUAUAUAUAUAUACACACACACACACAUAUAUAUACACACACACACACAUAUAUAUAUACACACACACAUAUAUAUAUAUAUGCACAUACACACACACACAUAGAGGAAUCGAUGGGGAAAAUAAGUUGACUGCUACCUUGGGAGAAAUUGUUUUUUGUUAUUUUUUUUUUUCCUGCUUCCAGGGAAGGGAUUGCUCUCACCACCUUCUGAUCACCACCAUGGGGAUUUUGGAUACAUAGUAUCCUGUAGUGCUUUGGCACUUCUGAUGUUGGAUUGUUUCUUUUCCUGAGUGCAAGAAAAUAACAAUUUCGGAGUGCAUGACAGGAAGAGAAUAAUAAUAAUAAUAAUAAGAGAAGAAGAAGAAGAAUCACACAUAAAUAUCCACCUUGAUGAUUAGAAUUAGAAGAGUAGAUCCAUAGGCACCGAUUUGGCAUAUAUGGAGGGAAUUUGGUCGACUUUGCAGCCGUGCGUAAAAUAACUUGCUCUUGGUUCGAAUCCCGCAUGCAGUCCCGGCUGUGGACGCGGCCUCGGUGCAUGGAUCAGCCGACAUGGCGAGCUGUGAGAUCUAAAAGAUGAAUGCAGAAUUCCACACGCUGACACACAUCCGUCGGUUUCCCCCUUUCACACUGCAGGAGAGGGAAAUCAAGCCGAAGGUGGAGCAGAUGCGAGGCCAGGUGCUUCCCACCUCCACCAUGUGGGAGAUCUAAGGCCGCGCACUGGAUCAUCCACCACGGGGGGAGAGGGAGUUUUUCCAUCACAUCAAACAUUAUUUUGAUUUAGUUUAGCUUUCUUUUUGUUCUUCUUCUUGUUGUUGUUCAUUUCUCGUAGGGUUCCUCUGAAUGCCUGCAAAGUAGAUAGAUAGAUAGAUAGAUAGAUAGAUCUUCUCAGAAGUAGGUCAGAUCUUGCAGGAGAUAAAGCUGGCCAAAAUGGGAGUGACUCUCCUCUCACUCGUCACGCUGAUAUGACAUCUUGGUCACUUUUCAAAAUUUGCCUCGAUCCAUGACCGCUUGACCACCUGGCUGCGUCGUCUGUCCUCAUCUCGGCUUGUGAGGAUUCGCCUUCGUCCUCGGAUCUUGUUUUCUUGCUUCCCCGACAUCCUUCCUGGCUCUCCCAGAGUGCGUAUGGCUCUUUGCGGGACCACGGCUGCGAACGCGGCUAAAAUGAUGGCGGCUUACAGCGGAGGCGCUUCGGCUGUGGCGUCAGCAGCCCACCAUCCACACCACCAUCACCAGUUGGCGCACCUUCCCCCACCGCACCAGAUCCAUCACCAGCACCACCACCAUGCCGGGCAACACCAUCUCCAACAACAGCAGCAGCAGCAACAGCAGCAUCCAGCUCCGGGUUCGGCUGCUGCCGUCCAUCCUGUUCAGCAGCAACAUGCGUCCGCUGCCGUCAUGCUCAACCCGAGUCAGCAGCAGCAGCAGCAACCAUACUUUCCGUCGCCCGCACCCGGACAGGCUCCUGGUCCGGCUGCGGCUGCGGCGCCCGCUCAGGUGCAGGCUGCGGCCAUCAAGGCGCACCAUCAUCACCAUCAACACCAUCUACAGCAGCAGCUGGACAUCGAACCUGAUCGGCCUAUCGGAUACGGGGCGUUCGGCGUGGUCUGGUCUGUGACGGACCCCCGCGACGGUAAACGUGUGGCCCUCAAAAAGAUGCCCAACGUCUUCCAGAACCUCGUCUCCUGUAAGAGGGUCUUCCGCGAGCUGAAAAUGCUCUGCUUCUUCAAACACGACAACGUCCUGUCAGCUCUGGACAUCCUGCAGCCUCCUCACAUUGACUACUUUGAGGAAAUCUACGUAGUGACGGAGUUGAUGCAGAGCGACCUCCAUAAGAUCAUCGUGUCUCCACAGCCCCUCAGCUCCGACCAUGUCAAAGUCUUUCUCUACCAGAUCCUUCGAGGUUUGAAGUAUCUGCACUCCGCCGGCAUUCUGCACAGAGACAUCAAACCUGGCAACCUUCUCGUCAACAGCAACUGUGUGCUCAAGAUCUGUGACUUCGGUCUUGCUCGGGUGGAGGAGCCUGAUGAGUCGCGUCACAUGACCCAGGAAGUGGUGACGCAGUACUACCGCGCCCCCGAGAUCCUCAUGGGAAGCCGCCAUUACUCCAACGCCAUCGACAUCUGGUCUGUGGGCUGCAUCUUCGCCGAGCUGCUGGGUCGACGCAUCCUCUUCCAGGCCCAGAGCCCCAUCCAGCAGUUGGAUUUGAUCACUGACCUGUUGGGAACGCCAUCUCUGGAGGCCAUGAGGACGGCGUGUGAAGGAGCCAGAGCUCAUAUAUUGAGAGGACCACAUAAACAGCCUUCACUUCCUGUCCUUUACACCCUGUCCAGUCAGGCGACCCAUGAGGCAGUUCACCUGCUCUGUAGGAUGCUGGUCUUCGACCCGUCAAAGAGGAUCUCUGCUAAAGAUGCUCUGGCUCACCCGUACCUGGAUGAAGGGCGCCUGCGCUACCACACCUGCAUGUGUAAAUGCUGCUACACCACAUCGUCUGGCCGAGUUUACACCAGCGACUUCGAGCCCGUCACCAACCCCAAGUUCGACGACGGCUUUGAGAAAAAUCUAACAUCAGUGCGGCAGGUCAAAGAGAUCAUUCAUCAGUUCAUCCUGGAGCAGCAGAAGGGAAAUCGGGUACCUUUAUGUAUAAAUCCCCAGUCCGCUGCUUUCAAAAGCUUUAUCAGCUCGACAGUAGCUCAGCCCUCCGAGAUGCCUCCGUCUCCUCUGGUGUGGGAGUAGCUAAUGAUGAAUGACAAACAUGAUGAUGAUGAUGAUGAUGAUGAAGACAUGGUGGCGGUGGCUGCCCACCCCACACACACACACACACACACACACACAUAAAUACACACAUAAACACACAAACACACACCUCCGGACUACUGAUGCCCCACAAAAAAAAAAAAAAAAAAAUCCUGCGUAGCAUUUCACUGGAGUUAGCACUUAGCCGAACGGCUGACGUGUGUGUGUACUGUAAUACUAACUAAACCUAAAUGAAGUUGUAAAGAAGCAACCACUGCUGAUCGAGGAAGUUUUGUGAGUAAAUAGAGAGUCAAGGGGCGGGGGCUGGGUGUGGUGUUAACGUACAGUAGAAGUAUUUCCACUACUCUGUAGUCUGUACAGUGGCAUGUGUAGGUGUAUGGAUAUGUGUGUGUGUGUGUGUGUGAGAGAAUUGUGCACACAUGUCAAAACAGACAGCGCCAACAGAUGAAGACGGACGGCCUCUGUGGACUAGAAGGUGUGUUUGAUGGAGGAAAGGCUGUUGCCAUUCAUCCACUCUGUACGUCAUGCUUUAUUUAUUCACUGAUAGAGGGAACGGGUGCAAUCACUCCAUAUAGCACGGAGGGCAAACACGCACUCUACCUCUCUCUCGCUUUCUCUCUCUCACACACACACACACACACGCACACACACACACCCCUGCCUCCUAGUGCAUUUUCCAGCUCAUCACUGUUUCAUUAAUUUAUUUAAUACUAGUGAGUUAUUUCAUAGCUUAGUCUUUCUUGGUUUUAUUUCGAUUUUGUUUUCGUCGCUGUAUUGUGUAUUUCAGUCAUCUUAUGCUCUUUCUCACACUUUCAGACGCAGCAUAAGAAAUCAGUAUUUCCUUACAGAGAUACUAAUGGCAAAGCCACUUCGAAGACUGCUGUACACGGUGCGCGUGGUCGUUCCCGUCAGUAUUUCAUACUGAAAUAUCAAAGGGAGCAGUAGGAAUCCGGCCCCACCCAAGUAGUGAGGUGUCUUGGAUAAACAGGCCAAAAUCAAGAGUGGCGUCCCUCAAGGUUCAAUGCUGGGGCAAAUCUAGAGUGGCAUCCUUCACCCAGCGGUCACACUAGCAAGCGACGAAUCUCUUUGUCACUGAUACUGUCUCUUUUUUGAGAAAUAGUACGAUAUGUGUGUGUGUGUCUUCUAACAAAUAAAAUGCACUGAUCAGUGUGCAAUUUGGUUGUUACGUGCUAGGAUUUGUACUCGCUUCUUUCAGCGGAUUGAAUUCGCAAAGCAAGGUGACUAUACUAGCUACGCAAAUGCACCAGAGAUUCCAAUAUCUGUAGCUUGCGCCUUCCUUUCAAGCUUUAUUUUUAUUGGAAUACAUUCGAUAUAAGUUGCACGUCAAUUUUUGCAUCUGGUAAGAAAUAAAGUUAUAAGUGAGGAACCACACUUUCCAUAGGAUUGGUCCGAGGGAUCAUUUGAAGAUCUCGAGUCAAAUGUGAUUUGUUGUGGGAAUCUUGGCUUCGUGAUGCGUACGUAGCAUCAAAAAUGAGCGAUCACGUGUCGCUCUGUCGCUUGCUAGUGUGAACAUGGGGCCAAAGUUAAAUGCCGAGGUAAAUAAAAAGUAGAAUCCGAGAAAUAGGGAUGCAAAAAAAAAAGCAUUCCUGAAGGAUAAAAAUGCUGAGGCAGAUAUAGUUCCUGAGCGAAAGAGGAGACCACGAUGCAGUGGGGUGGGGUAAAAUACAAAAUAAGUGGUUUCGAGAGACCGAGACUGUCGAUGGGUUCUUUUUCCACAAAAAGCAUGAGCAGAUCUCCCGCAUUUCCUCAGCUGCCAUCGUAAAAUAUUACUGAGCCAGUAGUUACGUAAUGGCUGAUACAGAAGGAACACGGAUGUCUCGUUCUUUAUGAAGCUUGAACUGAGGACGGCAAUGAUUCUCCAUAAACAUGUUGCGAUCAAUAGCCAUUCCAUAUUAACCAUGAAAUAUUCCCCCAAAAAAACAAACCUUGUUUCUAAAGACAAGUGUGCGAGUGAAUGUGCAUGUCUGAAUCCAAAGCAUGUGUUUCCGCCUGCCCGAGGCAUCGCACUGGCGAUCACUGAGGUCACUGACAUAUCCUCAACCCUGCAGUUUUUUUUCUUUCCUUUAUUUUUCUUUCCUUUUUUAAAAUAUUUUAUUUGUUCUUGUUCUUGUAGUUCUUGUUGAUGAUGACGAACCCAGGGAAGGAAGGCAUAGUUUCACCUUCAUCUCUUUCACACUGUCCGUAACGCAAUCUCUCAGAAAGGAAAAAAAAAACCUCUCUCAAAAAUAAACAAUAUUUAAUAUAUUUUUUAGAGGACUAUUUUUUAAUUUCUUCCUUAAAUGUGCUAUGGCAUGCUUUCCUCAUGAUCCACUGAAUAUGGUAUGUAAAUAAGUGAGUAGUUGAUAGAUUUCAAUGGAGACGAAAAAAACGACAGUGAAAGAAAGAUGUGCCGUGCAUAAAAAAAAGAAAUAAGAAAAAAAAACGAAAAGAAAAUAAGAAGAAUCAAAUAAAAAACAGUACUGCUGUAUAGAGGUCGCAUUAGCCUGCACAUUUUUUAGGGCUGUGAAAUUUGAUUUUAUUUUUGAGACUUGCAUAUAAUUGUACAUAUAUUUUUUUCCCUUUUUCUUUUAGUUUUUUUUUCCCUGCACUAAAAAAAAGUGUAGAUAAAAACAUAAUCCAGAACAGUAUGAUUAUGGAAACAAAUGACACAUAACCAAUUAUGUUAAUUGUUUUGUGUGUACUGCAAAGCUGUGGAUAUGAGUAGUCUAAUGAAGUAGAACCCUUUAUUAUUAUUAUUAUUAUUAUUAUUAUUAUUUGAAUUUUCUUUAAGGAAACACUGAACUGUUUGUGUAUAUGUAUAUACUGAAUUCACAUUGUUGGUCUCUACCUCUGGAGCUCAGUGACUUGGUUGUUUACCUCCACACAUUUUUAAUUUAAUGUGGAGAUUUAAAAACUUGAAUGUCCCUUCCAACUUUUAUAUUCCUAGAAAACCCUGUGCAAAAAAAUUACAAAAAAAAAACUUAAAAUAACAAUUGGUUGGAGGUGGGCCCAUCUAUACUUGUACAAAAUUCCAUAUUUCCACGUUUUCCCGAUUCAGUGUUUUUCCGACUGUUAGAUCACACCAAUCGUUUUCGUCAUGCGAUACAACCCACGAUGAUCGACAUGAUUGGUCUUCUUCACUGGAAGAUGUUGCAUUCAAGUUUGAAGUGCAAAAACAUGGCAGUGCUAAAACUUUUGAGCAGGUAUAGCAUGUUAAAGAUAACCAUGCCAGACUAAAUGGAGUGUGUUUUCAAGAACGAGACUAACCUGUAACAUGCAUUGGGCCAACUUGAGGAAAAAAAAAAAAGGUACUACUCAUGCUGUCAAACAUUUUUAUAAGACAUUUGAAGUUUCUACUCAGAGGUAAUGGUAUUUGCAUACAUUUUAUGAUAUAUAUGCUUAAAAUAAGGACAUAGCUUUGGAUGGCAUGAAAACAGAGGUGGGGAUCAGAAGGGACCGGAAGGACUCCAGAUGUAUUAUGUGUUUGAAAAAAAAUACAAAAAAAAAAAAAAAACGUGGCCGGUCUCUUUUCAAAAGUGUAGAUUUGAAGUACAGUGGUGAAGCUCAUUAAAUGUUGACAUUUAUGAAAACAAAA
Molecule: messenger RNA, 6555 nt
Organism: Neoarius graeffei (lesser salmon catfish)
Lineage: Eukaryota; Metazoa; Chordata; Actinopteri; Siluriformes; Ariidae
Gene: nlk2
Product: nemo-like kinase, type 2
Exons: 11
Coding region: 1329-2939 (536 amino acids)
Biological process (GO): protein phosphorylation; intracellular signal transduction
Cellular component (GO): cytoplasm; nucleus
Molecular function (GO): MAP kinase activity; ATP binding
Source: RefSeq, a predicted model, not a curated record